CCAUAGAAACACAUCACAAAAACAAAAACAAAUAGCUAACUGAAGAAGAAGAAGAAGCAGUAGUGAUGCAUAUCACAAAACCACACGCCGCCAUGUUUUCCAGCCCCGGAAUGGGCCAUGUCAUCCCGGUGAUCGAGCUCGCUAAGCGUCUCUCCGCUAAUCACGGCUUCCACGUCACCGUCUUCAUCCUCGAAACCGACGCAGCCUCCGCUCAGUCCAAGUUCCUAAACUCAACCGGCGUCGACAUCGUCAACCUUCCAUCGCCGGACAUUUCUGGUUUGGUGGACCCCGACGACCAUGUGGUGACCAAGAUCGGAGUCAUUAUGCGUGAAGCAGUUCCAGCCCUCCGAUCCAAGAUCGCUUCCAUGCAUCAAAAGCCAACGGCUCUGAUCAUUGACUUGUUUGGCACAGAUGCGUUAUGUCUCGGAACAGAAUUAAACAUGUUGACUUAUUUGUUCAUUGCUUCCAACGCGCGUUAUCUCGGAGUUUCGAUAUAUUAUCCAACUUUGGACAAAGAUAUGAAAGAAGAGCACACCGUGCAAAGAAAACCGCUCGCUGUACCGGGGUGUGAACCGGUGAAAUUCGAAGAUACUAUGGAUGCAUAUCUGGUUCCGGACGAACCGGUGUACCGGGAUUUGGUUCGUCACUGUCUGGCUUACCCAAAGGCUGAUGGAAUUUUGGUGAAUACAUGGGAAGAGAUGGAGCCCAAAUCAUUGAAGUCCCUUCAAGACCCAAAGCUUUUGGGCCGGGUCGCUCGUGCACCGGUUUAUCCGGUUGGUCCGUUAUGCAGACCGAUACAAUCAUCCAAGACCGAUCACCCGGUUUUUGAUUGGCUAAACGAACAACCAAACGAGUCCGUUCUCUACAUCUCCUUCGGGAGUGGUGGUUCUCUAACGGCUAAACAGUUAACUGAAUUGGCGUGGGGGCUCGAGCAGAGCCAGCAACGGUUCGUAUGGGUGGUUAGACCGCCGGUUGACGGCUCGUCUUGUAGUGAGUAUUUCUCGGCUAACGGCGGUGGAACCAAAGACAACACACCAGAGUAUCUACCGGAAGGGUUCGUGACUCGUACUUGCGAUAGAGGUUUCGUGAUCCCAUCAUGGGCACCGCAAGCUGAAAUCCUGGCCCAUCAGGCCGUUGGUGGGUUUUUGACCCAUUGUGGUUGGAGCUCGACGUUGGAAAGCGUCCUUGGCGGCGUUCCGAUGAUCGCAUGGCCGCUUUUCGCCGAGCAGAAUAUGAAUGCGGCGUUGCUUAGCGACGAACUGGGAAUCGCCGUCAGAGUGGAUGAUCCAAAAGAGGCGAUUUCUAGGUCGAAGAUUGAGGCGAUGGUGAGGAAGGUUAUGGCUGAGAAAGAAGGUGAGGAGAUGAGAAGGAAAGUGAAGAAGUUGAGAGACACGGCGGAGAUGUCACUGAGCAUUGACGGUGGUGGUUCGGCGCACGAGUCGCUUUGCAGAGUCACGAAGGAGUGUCAACGGUUUUUGGAACGUGUCAGGGAAUUGGCACGUGGUGCUUAGAAAUGGUUACCGUUUUGUACCUCUCUGGUGGAUGAAUUACGUGUCGUUUCUUAAUUAGUGUAUUUUCCAUUGUAAUAGAAUAAUCGAUGUUUUUGAUA
This is a messenger RNA of Arabidopsis arenosa, 1609 nucleotides long. Lineage: Eukaryota; Viridiplantae; Streptophyta; Magnoliopsida; Brassicales; Brassicaceae. The record is from the annotation of a GenBank genome assembly.